CUAUUUGAUAGAGACCACCUUUGCUAGCCUCUCUCUAUAUAGUUAUAUUAUAUACACAUCCCCCAGUUUAGUACUCUUCGAUUCUUCAUUUAUAGAAACAAAAUAUCAUAAACUAGGAAUAAAUCAUGAAGGCGCUUAUGUUUUUACGGGUUCAGCAGAAUUCAAUAGCAUAUUGUGUGAAGAAAAAUAAACCAUGUAUUGUUGGUUGGGUGAAUUUGUAUUUGAAAGAUUGUCUUUGCAAUGUCCGUGAUGAAUUCUCUUUUGUUUUUGGUCUUAUAAGCCUCGUCUGUUGGGCUGUUGCUGAAAUCCCACAAAUUAUCACCAACUUUCGAACAAAAUCCAGUCAUGGUGUUUCACUUUUUUUCCUUCUUGGUUGGGUUUUCGGUGACAUUUUCAAUCUAGUAGGUUGCCUUCUCGAGCCUGCAACGUUGCCGACCCAAUUGUAUACAGCUGUGCUUUACACAGCGACUACUAUUAUACUGGUGCUGCAAGUCUUGUACUAUGAUUACUUCUAUAAGUGCUGGAAACGCAGUGCUGAUGACUCUGGUCAAGAGGGUGAAGAAGAAGUACUGAAGAAGCCAUUGAAACCAGAAAAAACAAGAGAUUCAGGGAUUCCAAUACCUGUCAGAUCCGCAUCACGACGCAUGGACUUCUAUUACACGUCCGCGAGAUCAUUGGCUGGCAGUUCAACCCCGCCAUUUAGGUCUAAUCUGAGACCUAUUGCAAGUGAUCCAUCAGCAGUGGGACUUAAUCACGAUUAUUCUUCAGAUGAUGACACAACUGAUCCACCAUUAAAUGUUUCUGUUAGCCAACCUAAGCCUGUCCCGCGAUCUGCAGGCUAUGCAGCGUUCUUGGCAACAUCAUCCGGACUGCCUCAUCAGACAAAGGCUUUAAUUGUUGGACUUGGUGGAAGAAAACUGUUACAAGAGCAUGGGACGGAACACAGCGCGCUUGGCCAAUGUUUGGGGUGGAUGAUGGCUGCUGUCUACAUGGGUGGUCGGCUACCUCAAAUAUGGUUAAAUAUUAAACGAGGGAGUGUCGAGGGCUUAAAUCCUUUCAUGUUUGUGUUUGCACUCAUCGCCAAUGUCACUUACGUUGGGAGUAUACUACUUAGAUCAACAGAAUGGAGUAAGAUUAAAGCCAAUAUGCCUUGGUUGUUGGAUGCAGUUGUCUGCGUUGCGCUAGACUUAUUUAUCAUAUUACAAUAUGUCUACUACAAAUACUUGCCAAAGAAUUCUCCCACUUCGAAUGGCAGAGAAUAAGAAGGAGCAUACAAGGAAGUGAACAAGAGCUGAAUACAUUAUACGGGCUGGCUGCUCUGCUAUAUACUCCUGUUCUGAGGGACAAAGAAUUUUGCGGCUAUUUCUUUGUAAUAGAGUCCUCUUACAUCCCUGUUUUACCCAUUACAAUGGCUUUUACUGGAUCUAUAAUUUUAUAGAAUAAUACUAUUAAUAUUUCCUUCUCA
Messenger RNA from Capsicum annuum, 1465 nucleotides. RefSeq names its product probable vacuolar amino acid transporter YPQ2. The transcript has 12 exons. NCBI's taxonomy places the organism in Eukaryota, Viridiplantae, Streptophyta, Magnoliopsida, Solanales, Solanaceae. The record is from RefSeq and is a predicted model, not a curated record. The coding region runs from base 126 to 1262 and encodes 378 amino acids.